AGUGCGAGGCUUUUUGUCCUGCGGCUACUGGAGCCAUUUGAUAUUGGAACUAUUGAUUGUUUUGAUUUCCGUUGUUUUUUGAUGUGCUAUGCACGAAGUGGAGUUGACGUUUUCAUCGUGUAAAUGACAUCUGGACAUCAACAAUGCCACUGGAAGUGAGUUGGCCCUUUCCGCAACGGCCCUGGCUACCUUGGAGGAUCACCAGCACUGUCAUUAUGGGUCUAGUGGGCUCAUACAGCCGCUUUUGGACAAAAUACAUGAACUACCUCACUGUGCACAAUGAAGAGGUCCUCUAUGACCUGAUUGAUAACAGACCUCCUAAUACUCCUCUGAUAACCAUGUCGAACCAUCAGUCUUGCAUGGAUGAUCCUCAUCUUUGGGGUAUUCUGAAGCUGCGACAUCUUUGGAACCUAAAGAAAAUGAGAUGGACACCAACUGCAGCAGACAUAUGCUUCACAAAAGAGCUUCAUUCUAAAUUCUUUAGCAGAGGAAAAUGCGUCCCUAUUUGCAGAGGUGAUGGUGUAUAUCAGAAAGGAAUGGAUUUUAUUUUGGAAAAGCUGAAUUGUGGGGACUGGGUACACAUAUUUCCUGAAGGAAAAGUGAAUAUGACUCAAGAGUUUAUGAGACUGAAAUGGGGCAUUGGACGCUUAAUCUCUGAAUGUAAUUUGAGUCCAGUUAUACUACCUCUUUGGCAUAUUGGAAUGAAUGAUGUUCUUCCGAAUGAGCCCCCUUAUAUUCCACGAUAUGGAAAGAGAAUAACUGUACUUGUAGGAAGACCCUUCACAGUGAAGCACCUUGUGGAGUCUAUGAGAUCUGAAAAUAAAUCACCGGCAGAAAUGCGGAAAGCUUUGACGGACUAUAUCCAGGAGGAAUUUCAGUCCUUGAAAGCACAAGCAGAAACAUUUCAUUAUCGGCUGCAGACAUCCAGAAGAUAAACAUGCAGAAAUAGAGACUAUGCACAUUAUCGUAAAUUAUAGCAAAAUAUUUGAAGGGUUCAUUAUAAUGAAGUGGAUGAAAAUUGUUUUGUUAUGAGCACUUUACUGUUUGUCUAUAAUUUUCUUUAAGGAUUUAUUGUGCUUUGUAAAGUUGAGUUUUCACCAGUGCUUUUUUAGCAGAAAUAAUUGAUCCUCUACACCAUGUGCAGAAAAAACCUAAGAUUCACAUAAAAUUUCAGUAGCCUUUCCAAACAAUCUCAAAAUUGAAGAUAUAAUUUUUCCUCAAAUACUGACUUAAUGUCCUUAUUCUAAUAUUACAUAUUCCAAAAGGUGUAUGUUGCUACUGUAUUUUCUGCUUCCUUCUAUACAUUUUUAAAUUGAUGAGGCUUCAUAUACUUUGGUAGUUUGCAAAGGAACAUAAACUGGCCAAAUCAGCUGGUUAGUUUUGACCAGCCAUAUUAAUUUCCUGAAAUCUAUUAAAAAUCAUAUUCUGUCAACUAAUUUGCAUAACUUUUUUUUUUAUGGAGGAAUAUAUUAUUGCACAUUGGCUAAAAUGUACACCUGCAUUCAUGCCUUCAUACAGUAAUAUUCUUUUAAUAGUCUGAGUGUUCGUCAAAUAUGCAAAAUACUUUUGUGAAAUUUUUUUUUAAAUAUUUUAAAUGUUUUUAUCAUUUUUGUAGAAUAUUUAAAACAUUUUUAUAUGUUGAUCAUCAAUGUCAUUCUUCCCUUUAAUCUUGGGUCUCGGUCUUUUAAGUGAGACAAUGUCAAAUUGAAUAAAAGGACCUACUAUGAGUUACUAACUAGUUUGAUAACUUUCACAUGUAAUUUAAAGAGAUAUUUAUUAUGGUAAGAUGAUUUUUUGUUACUAUUUCUGAAAAUCUUUAUGUAUUUGCUUACUUGUCCUCUGAGAUUAUCAUUAUUAUGCUACUACUUUAGCAUAAAAUGUUUAGUGGCCCUUUUUGAAAUCCUGUCAGUGUCUUGGUCAUUUUAAAAGUAGAACCAAACAUUUGGAUGUGUGUUUGGGCUAAACAGUCCUCUGUCUGCAGUAAAAGCAGAGCCAAGGUGUUUGAAAAUCUUUGCAUCUCUUGCACCUCACUUUUCCUUAAGUGGGUUUUAUAUACAUAAAUAGACAUCAAGCCCUGCAGAAUACUGUAAGCCAACCAAGCAUUAAUGUUAAGUUCCUGUUGAACUUUUAAAAGGUUCCUAUAUGUACUGUACAUGUUACCAAUGCUUGGCCUCUUCAGAGUAAUGUCCUCAAGUUCAUAGUAAUCUAUUUUAUGUACUUUGUGCCUUUCCAUAUUGCUGUGGCCUCACACCACUAAAUAUCUUAGUUCAAAGAUUUGCACUGUGUAGAAUGGCUGGUGGCUAAUCAGAAGCCUGCAACAUCUGGCUGAGAUAAGGAAUUCUUCUCCAAUUAGCUCACACUGCAAGGAGACCACUUCUGAGCCAGAUGUUGCAGGUUUGCUACUGACCACCAGCCGUUCACCACAGAGCAGAUCUUAAAACUAAGGUGAUCGUGGUGCAAGUCCACGGCAAUUCACUUUUCUUGGUAACUUUUUUUGACAAUAGGUAGCUAAGGAUUGAUUCAGAUUAUUUAUAUUUUUCAAGGAUUGCAGCAUGGUGAUGCAGUUGUUAGUGCUACCGCCUCACUACUUCAUUGACUUGAUUCAGUUGUAUUCUUUGUUUAGAUAUGGUUACAUUAAUUGGUUACCCUAAACUGGUGCCUGUUCUUGGUCACUGACCGUCUUGCCAUCCCUAGCUGGUUCUUGUCCUUCAUUCAACUCGGUGACAAACAUUGGAUCAGAAUGUUAGUGAAUGGUAAUGGAACAUUGAACGUGAGUGUUAAACAUUUCUUACAUCUGUUCUUGAGUUGGUUUGUAGUAAUUUGUUAGAGAAUCUUUAAACUGACCAUGAGAGAGCAUACCGUGAAUCUUUAACUCUUUUCACUUUGUCGUGUUUUCAUUGUUCGUGCAAUGGAACUGAAUAAAUAUUUUAUCAAUAGGAUUUCUUUUAAUAGGUCAACAUGUUUUUGUACUGCACAUACCAUCCACAUUAUUUGACCAUUACCUUAGAGUCCUUGUCCAGAUAUUAUUUUUUAAUUAGUAUGUUUUUAUAUUUAUAAUCCAUUUUUUUUAAUAAAAUAUAAACUUUUUGAUUAGAUGAUUACUUAUUCAGUAUAAUUGGCUUAAAUCGGGAUAUUUGUAUUUUACUGUAUGCUGGGAAAUAUUGAAAAAAUAAUGAGAAGCUUCUUAGCACUAUUUUCUGUUAAACACAGUAAUUGAUUAUUUUUAAAACAGCUAUGGUCUGGUCAUUGACAUUUAAUUUGGUCUAACCAUGUAUUAUAAGUAAAAUUAUUUGCUUUCUUUAAAGGUCAUUUAUAUUACCCGUUUGCCUUAAAAUUCAUACAUUUGCACUUCCUGUAGCUCUGAUUCCAUUGCACCACAAAGUUUAAACUGAGCAGCUCAAAAGGAUCUUAGGUGGUGGUGUUUUGACAGUUGCUGUGUUUCAGUUACUUGAAAAGAGAUGUUGUAUUUAGGUUCCUGCCUUCUGCUUCCCGUAAUACUUAUGUUACCAUGUACAGUAUGUGAUGCUUUGUGCACAAGAAUUCUCUUGUGUGUAUAGUUUAUUUUGCUGUACGAGUUAUCUUUCACACACAGUAUAUCUAUAAAAUAAAAGCUCCCUUAUGCUUUCUUGGGGUCUGAGCUUUUAUAUUUAGAAAUAACAAAUUACUUUUUUUUUUUAAUAUUAAUUUGGACCUUAUUAAUUUGGCAGUUGGUUAGUGCUGUUGUCUUGCAUUUCCAGACGCGGGUCUAGUGAAAGUGUUGCACAUCGGCCCUACCUUGACUUUCUUCCUGCCAUUCCAGUUUCCCCUCACACUGUAAAUUUUCAGUCAAAUAGUGACAAUAUUUUGAUUGUCUUAGUAUGACUGACAGUGGUGAGUGUGAUGGGAUGGUGUCCUCUCCAGGGCUGGCUCCUUUCUUAUUUCUAGUGCUGCCAGCAUAGGCUCUGGAAACAUGAAAUCUGUACUUUUUUUAAAAAAAAAAAAAGACUGAAAAUAAAUAGUGUAAACACUGAUACUGUGAAAAUGUUGGUACUGUAUGCUUUGUUGUGCUAUACACUUAACCUUUAAACUUCAGAGGGGUCUGGCAGUGCUUUGCAUAUUCCUUUUCCAAUAUGCAUAAAUUUCUCAAUUCUGCCACGGCUGUUUAGUCCUCAUGCAGUCCAAUGACAAUAUUUUAUAUAAUGACAUGUUAAAGAGGCUAGCACUCAAUCAAUAUCAUGUUCUCUAUGUAAAUAAGAAGUGUUUUUUGUUGUGUAAACUGUCAUUUUAUUAAAUCACAGAAUGCAAUAACAGUAUGUGUGAUGUGAUGAGCCUUGUUUAGAUUUUUUUAUAUAUAUAUAUUUGUUUUGACUUUGAUCCUUGGACAAUUGUUACAUCUAAUGUCUGUAAAUAAAGCCGUGACUUUUA
This is a messenger RNA of Polypterus senegalus (gray bichir), 4404 nucleotides long. It is a transcript of the gene taz, whose product is annotated as tafazzin. Gene Ontology annotation, cellular component: mitochondrial membrane. Gene Ontology annotation, biological process: cardiolipin acyl-chain remodeling; inner mitochondrial membrane organization. Bases 144 to 935 code for a protein of 263 amino acids. NCBI's taxonomy places the organism in Eukaryota, Metazoa, Chordata, Cladistia, Polypteriformes, Polypteridae. The transcript has 11 exons. Gene Ontology annotation, molecular function: 1-acylglycerophosphocholine O-acyltransferase activity. The record is from RefSeq and is a predicted model, not a curated record.